GGGUGGGUUAGCACCCUUCAUGCAGACAGACGCGGGAGGGGCGGAGGAAGCGGCGCCGCCGGGAGAGUUUUUAGGGACCAGGACAGGCUUGUAAAAUGUUGGUCCAGUGGUCCCUGUUUGGAGCAGAGAGGAGGAUUAUGGGAGUGCUGGACUCAGUUGGUUCAGAAGCAAGCAAAGGUCAUGAUGAUGCCUCUGAGGCUGGGAGCAGGAAUGAGCUGUGGGAAGGAAGAGUGCAGGAGAGCCCAGAAGACAACGAUGUCCUUCCUCCAGAUGUGCAGUGCCAGCAAUUCAGGCAGUUCUGUUAUCAGGAAGCUGAGGGCCCCCGAGAAGUUUGCAGCCGACUCCACCAUCUUUGCCACCAGUGGCUGAAGCCAGAAAGACACAGCAAGAGGGAGAUACUGGACCUGGUGAUUCUGGAGCAGUUCCUGGCUGUCCUGCCCCUGGAGAUGGGGAACUGGGUCAGGGAAUGCAGGCCAGAGUCCAGUUCCCAGGCGGUGGCCCUGGCAGAAGGCUUCCUCUUGAGCCGGACAGAGAACAAGAAUCAGGAUUGGCAGUUGCAGGAGUGGAUCACGCAGGAGCAUUACCAUGGAGCAGCUUUUUCAAGUGGUGCCCUACAUUCUUCGCCAUCUCUUUGGGGCAGAGAGAAAGCAGAUUCUGUGCCGCCUGAUCGGGGUCUGGUGACCUUUGAGGAGGUGUCUGUUCAUUUUACUGAGGAGGAGUGGGCUCUGCUGGAUCCGGACCAAAGAAGGCUUCACAAGGAAGUCAUGAAGGACAAUAGUCAGAAUGUGGCCUCUCUGGAACUUCUGGUUCCCAAACCUGAAUCCAUAAUCCCACUGGAAGAAGCAAGAGAUCCGCUUGACCAAGACGCAGAAGAAAGAAAAAGAUCAGCAGAGGAUAAUAGUCUACAGUACAAGUCUCAGAGAGAACCACAACAUCUCCUAUAUGAUGAAGAAGAGCAGAAAAGAAACACAGGAAUAAAACAGAAAAGGAGGGAUGAAUGUUGUGCUUCUCAAGGUGCUGAAUUCCAGAUAUUUGAUAUACAAGGAAAAGUGAACACAGUGGAGAAACCUGAUAAAUGUUUUGACUAUGGAAGGAUCUUUGGUUGGAACAGAGAUGUUCCUGGACAUCACCCCUACUCAGGGGAGACACAUAAACACCUGGUACGUGGAAAGAGUUUUACCAAGACUUGUACGCUUGCUGCUCAUCAACAUCUUGCUGUCCACCCACAAAUCUGCACUGCGGAGAAACCAUAUAAAUUCUUGGAGUGUGGAAACAGUUUUGUUCACAGUUCAGAUCUUACCAAACAUCAACAAAUUGAUACUGGGGAGAACCCAUUUAAAUGUCUAGAAUGUGGAAUGAGCUUUUCUCAGAAUGGCCACCUAGCUACUCAUCAUCGAAUACACAGUGGGGAGAAACAAUAUAAGUACUUGGAGUGUGGAAAAAGUUUUGCCCAGAGUUACAUCCUAGCUGCUCAUCACCAAAUUCACACUGGGGAGAAACCGUAUAAAUGCUUGGAGUGUGGAAAAAGCUUUGCUCAGAGUUCACCUCUUAUUAAACAUCAACAAAUCCACACUGGGGAGAAACCCUAUACAUGCUUGGAGUGUGGAAAAAGCUUUACACAGAAUUCACAUCUUACUAAGCAUCAACGAAUCCACACUGGGGAGAAACCAUAUACAUGCAUGGAAUGUGGAAAAAGCUUUGCUGGUGGUUCAGAUCUUACUAGACAUCAACGAAUCCAUACUGGGGAGAAACCAUAUAAAUGCUUGGAUUGUGGAAAGAGCUUUACCCGCAGUUCAGCGCUUACUAAACAUCAGCGAACCCACAGUGGGGAGAAGCCCUAUAAAUGCUUGGAAUGUGGGAAAAGAUUUGUCUGCAAUACAUACCUUACUGUCCAUCAGUUUAUUCACACAGGGAAUAAGCUAUAUUAUCUCACCCACCUGACCCAGUGGAGGCUCUUUAGAAACGGAAGGAGGAGGAUGGGAGAGCUGGACUUUACUGGCCCAGAAGCAUGGAAAGGCCCUGAUGCCACUGAUGCUGGGAGCAGAAAGGAACUGUGGGAAGGAAGACUGCAGAAUUGUCCAGGAGACAACCUCCCUCCAGAUGUGCAGUGCCAGCAAUUCAGGCAGUUCUGCUACGAAGAAGCUGAGGGCCCCCGAGAGGUUUGCAGCCGACUCCACCAUCUUUGUCAACAGUGGCUGAAGCUAGAAAGGCACAGCAAGAAGGAAAUGUUGGACCUGGUGAUCCUGGAGCAGUUCCUGGCCAUCCUGCCCCCAGAGAUGGGGAACUGGGUCAGGGAAUGCAGACCAAAGACCAGUUCCCAGGCAGUGGCCCUGGCAGAAGGCUUCCUCUUGAGCCAGGCAGAAGACAAGAAUUGGGACCAGCAGGUGCAAGAAAGGAUCAUACGGGAUUGUUCCCAUGGAGCAGCAUUACCAGGUGGUGCUGUACAUUCUUUGUCAUCUCUUUUAGGCAGAGAGAAAGCCAAUUCUGUGCAGCCUGAUCAGGGUCUGGUGACUUUUGAGGAGGUGUCUGUUCAUUUUACUGAGGAGGAGUGGGCUCUGCUGGAUCCGGACCAAAGAAGGCUUCACAGGGAAAUCAUGGAGGAUAUUUGUCAGAAUGUGGCCUUUCUGGCAACUGAUGGUCCCCAGAAUGAAUCCAAGGGAGAAACACAACACCUAUUAGAUGAAAAACAGCAGAAAGGAAGCACGGCUAUAAACCAGAAGAGGGUGGAUGAGCACUCCAGUUCUCAGCAUGCUGAAUCUCAGAAGCUUGAUAUACAUCAAAGAAUUAACACAGUAUGGAAAUCUGAUCACUCCUCACAGAGUAGAAUCGGCUUAGGUCAGAAGAGAGACUAUCCUGGCCAUCAACAACUCCCCGGCGAGGAGACUAAUAAAUGCCUGGAGUAUGGAAAGAGCUUUGCUGAGAAUUCCCUUCUUUCUGCUCAUCAACAGAGUCACACUGGGGAGAAACCAUAUAAAUGCUUGGAGUGUGGAAAGAGCUUUGCUCGGAGGGGCAGUCUAGUUGUUCAUCAAAGAAUGCAUACUGGGGAAAAACCAUAUAAAUGCUUGGAUUGUGGGAAGGGCUUUGCUCAUAGUUGCAGCCUGGCUGAUCAUCGACGAAUCCACACUGGGGAGAAACCAUAUAAAUGCCUAGAAUGCGGAAAGAGCUUUGCUCGGAAUGACAAAUUGGCUGCUCAUCGGCGAAUCCACACUGGGGAGAAACCAUAUAAAUGCUUGGAGUGCGGAAAGGGCUUUGCUCAUAGAUGCAGCCUGGCUGAUCAUCAAAGAAUCCACACUGGGGAGAAACCAUAUAAAUGCUUGGAGUGUGGAAAGAGCUUUUCUCGGGGAGACAGCCUGGCGACUCAUAAAUGGAUCCACGCUGGGGAGAAACCAUAUAAAUGCUUGCAAUGCGGAAAGAGUUUUGCUGAGAAUAAGAAGCUUACUAUCCAUCAAAGUGUUCAUACUGGGGAAAAACCACAUAAAUGCUUGGUGUGUGGAAAGAGUUUUGCUCAGAGUGGCAGACUAGUUGCUCAUCAGCGGAUCCACACUGGGGAGAAACCAUAUAAAUGCUUGGAUUGUGGAAGGAGCUUUGCUCACAGUGGCAGCCUGGCUGCUCAUCGAUGGAUCCACACUGGGGAAAAACCAUACAAAUGCUUGCAGUGUGGAAAGAGUUUUGUUGAGAAUAAGUGGCUUACUAUUCAUCAACAUGUCCACAAUGGGGAGAAACCAUAUAAAUGCUUGGAGUGUGGAAGGAGCUUUGCUCAGAGGGCACACCUUGCUGCCCAUCAACGUAGCCACCCUGGGGAAAAACAAUAUAAAUGCCUGUAGUAUGGAAAGAGCUUUGCUUAGAGUGCACACCUGACUGCCCAUCAAUGUGGCCACACUGGGGAGAAACCAUAUAAAUGCUUGGAGUUUGGAAAGCGAUUUGCUGAAAAGCAGAAGCUUAAGGCACACCAAAGAAUUCAUACCGGGGAGAAACCACAAAAAUGCCAAGCCAUGAUUUGUGUCAGAGAAUUCACACAAGGGAGAAACCAUGCAAACCUCUUCACUGUUGCAAGAUCUUCAGCCUCAAGCCCAAUCUUUGUAAGCAUUAUCAUCUAGAGGUGGCUGUUGUUAAAUCUGGCUCAUAUUAGAUUUUUAAUUUAUUUUUAUUUUAUUGUAUUCAUACUCCACCCAAUUCCUGACCAAGGUCAGCCCCAGGGCGGCUUACAAAAUACAACAAUAAAAUCACAAAUAAAAUGCUACAAUAAAUAGAAA
Sphaerodactylus townsendi is the source of this 4253-nucleotide messenger RNA. RefSeq names its product zinc finger protein 420-like. The record is from RefSeq and is a predicted model, not a curated record. NCBI's taxonomy places the organism in Eukaryota, Metazoa, Chordata, Lepidosauria, Squamata, Sphaerodactylidae. Gene Ontology annotation, biological process: regulation of DNA-templated transcription. The transcript is spliced from 12 exons.